AUGUGUACUGCUAGGGCUACUACAACUUCAUUUCAAACCAAGUACAAAGUAAUCGAGAAAAUUGGUGAAGGUUCAUUUUCUGAAGUACUGAAAUGUCAAAAUCGGCUAAACGGGACCCUUUAUGCGGCCAAACGUUUGAAAAAAACGUAUCAAAACAUGAACGAAGUACUGGAAAAUACCGAACUCAUAGCAACACGAAAAAUUCCUCGUCAUCCAAACGUUCUACAUCUUAUAGAAUCCUUCUCCGAUUCAUUGCCUGGAAGAAUCACAUUGAUUUUCGAAUUAAUGGACAUGAGCCUGUACGAUUUUAUGCGUGGCCGAAAGGGACGAGCUAUACUUGAGACAAGGGUAAAAUGUUACGUUUGUCAACUUCUCGAAGGGUUGGUUCAUCUGCACAGUUACGGAAUUUUUCAUCGCGACGUGAAACCAGAAAAUAUUUUAUUACGGGGAAGUUGCUUGAAAAUCGGAGAUCUUGGCUCGAUCAGAGUGACGCGCAGCCGACCGCCUUACACCGAGUAUAUAUCUACAAGAUGGUAUCGAUCACCCGAAUGUCUUUUAACUUCUGGCUAUUACGGGCCGAAAAUGGACGUUUGGGCUGCCGGAUGCGUAUUCUAUGAACUUCUCACCCUGGAGCCCCUUUUUCCCGGUGAAAAUGAACUCGACCAGAUCGGCAAGAUUCACGCUGUUCUCGGGACGCCGAAUUCGCGCGUCAUCGCCAAGUUCCGACGCAACAGUAGAGCACGAAGCGGUGACAUCUACUUUCCGCAGCAGUCGGGCCAAGGCCAGGGCUUGGCUUGUGCCUUGCCGCGAAUCUCCGCUGCCGGCCUCGAAGUACUGCAGUUGAUGCUCACUUACGAUCCGGAGGAUCGGCCAGUGUCAGCCAAGAUGCUCGAGCAUCCUUACUUCGGUGACGUCAGAUCCAGAGAGAUGACGAACAUGAAAACGAGGCAGCCGCGAAAGCCUCAUCUCUUGAGCGUUCCCGGGGAGCAACGCUGGCCGAGCAGCUCCAUGACGGCGUUUCAUUGGCCAGCCAACGAAAUAUGGCAACAAGUCGGAAUGCGCACGAACGCGGAGGAAUGUCGACAGAGUGCAGCCUCGGGGCCGAUCGAGUCGAUGCUUGGCAAUCGUUACCCGCAGCGUCCGUACCGUAGCGGCUUUCCGCAGUAUCGCAGUCGUCGCAGCGAUCAGCUGAAACUUCUGACGUCCAGCAAUAACGAUGCUCGACUCGUUGGACUGCGCUACACACAAGUAGGCAGGCACUUGCUGCGCAAACGUCACAACGCUUCCAGCUCGGGACAACGUAAUCCAAAAACGAAAGCGAGCGAUCGCUACUGCUUUCAAGAUGCUCGUUAUCGCGAUGACUUUUCGACCAUUGACGAGUCGCCUCGACCUUUGCCGGCCACCUUCUAUGCGCGCACCAAAGAACUUGACUUCCCACGACAAAAUUGUCAAAGAGUCGAGAGUUUAAACUCGUCCGUGUCGGGGCUAUUCAGUAGAAAAGAUAAACGAGCAAAUAAUCUCAUGCUCAAGACCCCUCAAUCCUUACGCUCUGUUCAUGUAAGUUUUUAA
Trichogramma pretiosum is the source of this 1569-nucleotide messenger RNA. RefSeq names its product MAPK/MAK/MRK overlapping kinase-like. The record is from RefSeq and is a predicted model, not a curated record. Gene Ontology annotation, biological process: intracellular signal transduction; protein phosphorylation. Gene Ontology annotation, molecular function: protein serine/threonine kinase activity; ATP binding. Bases 1 to 1569 code for a protein of 522 amino acids. Gene Ontology annotation, cellular component: cytoplasm; nucleus. The transcript is spliced from 10 exons. Lineage: Eukaryota; Metazoa; Arthropoda; Insecta; Hymenoptera; Trichogrammatidae.